Podarcis raffonei (Aeolian wall lizard) is the source of this 6819-nucleotide messenger RNA. RefSeq names its product enhancer of mRNA decapping 4 (gene EDC4). Bases 92 to 4294 code for a protein of 1400 amino acids. Gene Ontology annotation, molecular function: protein binding. Gene Ontology annotation, cellular component: P-body. NCBI's taxonomy places the organism in Eukaryota, Metazoa, Chordata, Lepidosauria, Squamata, Lacertidae. Gene Ontology annotation, biological process: deadenylation-independent decapping of nuclear-transcribed mRNA. The record is from RefSeq and is a predicted model, not a curated record. The transcript is spliced from 29 exons.
CGGAAGAGGGGGCGGAGAAGCGGGGUUUGGCCUGCCCGGGCGGUGGAAGCCGCGGUAGCUGUGGUACUGCUGGCGGACUUGGCGGGGCCCAAUGGCCUCCGCGAGCAUCGAUAUCGAGGACGCGACUCAGCAUCUCCGAGACAUCCUCAAGCUGGAUCGGCCGAGCGGUUCAGUCAAUGAAAACCAGAGAUCAUCCACUUCAUACAAUGGAGACCUGAAUGGUUUGCUGGUGCCAGAUCCCAUAGCAUCUGGAGAUGGAGCUUCCUUGACGAAGCCAGUACCCCAAGCAGUUCCUCUGGGAGCACUUCAGGAGAAGCAAGUCAUCUGCCUCUCUGGAGAUGAUAGCUCUACCUGUAUGGUGAUAACUGCUAAAGAUGUUGAGAUAGUAGCCAGCAGCGACUCUAGCAUCACCAGUAAAGCUAGAGGGAGCAACAAGGUAAAAAUCCAGCCAGUGGCCAGGUAUGACUGGGAGCAGAAAUAUUACUAUGGUAACCUGAUUGCUGUUUCAAAUGCCUACCUGGCAUAUGCCAUUAGAGGUGCCAGCAAUGGCUCUGCAAUGGUUCGGGUCUUGAGCGUUAGCACGGCAGAGCGAACCCUGCUGAAGGGCUUCACAGGUGGAGUGGCAGACCUGGCUUUUGCUCACCUCAACUCCAACCAGCUCGCUUGCCUGGAUGAAGCUGGCAACCUCUUUGUCUGGCGCCUGGCCAUGGAGAAUGGAAAAAUCCAAGAGGAGAUCCUGGUAAACAUCAAGCGACCUGAUGGGACUCCUCUGAACAGCUCCCGGAGGAUCAUAUGGUGUCCCUUCAUCCCAGAUGAGAAUGAGGAGAGCUGUGAGGAAGGCAGUCAGACCCUGGCACUCUUACAUGAGGAUAGGGCAGAGGUUUGGGACCUUGAUAUAAUCCGAGCCAAUCAUAAUUCAUGGCCAGUGGAAGUGACCAGCAUCAAAGAGGGCUUUAUUGUGGUAAAAGGUCACAGCACGCGUCUGAGUGAGGGAGCCCUUUCGCCAGAUGGAACUGUCUUGGCCACCGCAAGCCAUGAUGGCUUUGUCAAAUUCUGGCAGAUUUACAUAGAAGGGCAGGAUGAACCAAGGUGCCUGCAUGAAUGGAAGCCUCAUGAUGGUAGACCUCUCUCCUGCUUGCUGUUCUGUGACAACCAUAAAAAACAAGAUCCAGAAGUUCCCUUCUGGAGGUUUCUCAUCACAGGAGCAGAACAGAAUCGAGAGCUGAAGAUGUGGUGCACUGUAUCAUGGACCUGCCUACAGACUGUCCGGUUUUCUCCGGAUAUAUUCAGCUCCAUGAGUGUCCUUCCUAGUUUGAAGGCCUGCCUGGAUCUCUCAGCUGAAUACCUGAUUUUGAGUGAUGUGCAGAGAAAGGUCUUGUAUGUGAUGGAACUUGUGCAGAACCAGGAAGAGGGCAAAGCUUAUUUCAGCUCCAUCUCAGAGUUUCUGCUGACCCAUCCAGUCCUGAGUUUUGGCAUCCAGGUGGUCAGCCGCUGCCGACUGAGACACACAGAGGUCCUGCCAGCGGAAGAGGAGACCGAUGGCCUUAGUGCAGAAGGUACUCAAGGUACUGGAGCGGUAGAAUCAGCAGCAGGGGUGCUUAUCAAACUCUUUUGUGUCCACACCAAGGCCCUUCAGGAUGUGCAGAUCAGAUUCCAGCCUCUUCAUAGUCCAGACACAGCUGCUCCAAUUCCUCCCCAUGGCUCCCAUGAAGAUUUUGCAUUCCCAGAUCACCUUGCUGACCUGGGCGCAGAAGGGCUUGGAUCAGAGAAGGGAUCCGUGCAUGGCUCACAGCCUGACUUGCGCCGCAUUUCAGAGCUAUCUGUUCCCGUGGAUUUCCUCUCCCCUUCCAAUGACACAAAACCCAAGCUCAUGACUCCAGAUGCAUUCAUGACUCCCAGUACAUCUCUGCAGCAGGUCACGGUGUCACCUGGAAGCAGCAUUAGUUCCCUCACAGCUGUCACAACCAUGAGCACUUCUUCCGUCAGUGACCCCUCCAUUCCCAGGCCGGCUGAAGAAGUGUCUCUGAGCCCAAAGAUGCAGCUGGAUAGUAGCCUUACCCUAAGCGGCAGCAGUGGAAGUCUGCAGACAAGCCCUCGAAGUCAUUCAGUCCUCCUCCCUGGCCUUCCUGACAAACUGACUCCAAAGGCCCCCAUCCCGGUUUCCCCAGGGAAUGCCCCUCUUGCGCUAGAGCGGCAGGAAGUGGAGCCUCUGGUGGUGCCCCAGUCUUCGCCUACUCGUGAGCGCUCCCCAGACGUCAUUUCCUCUGCCUCUACCGCCAUGUCUCAGGACAUCCCAGAGAUUGCCUCUGAGACCCUGCAGCGCAGCUUUGGAGGCGGCCCACCUGGGCUCCCUACAGAGAUCCUGGAUUCCAACCAUCACGCGGACAGUAUGGCUUCCGCAGCAUCAGCCUUGCACUUGCUCUCCCCGCGGAAUCGUCACAGCUCGGAGCACAGCCAUCACUCCUUGGACAUGGCCCCCAAUGAAGUGGACAUGCUGACUGCGCCUUCGCUGCUGGAGGCAGCCUUACCUCAGGAAAACGUGGCUUCUGACGCUGGCGUGAGCCAACCAUGGCCAGCUGCCCCUGACAUCACCAGGGAGACCAGGAACAGCAUGGCAGACAGCCCCAGGAAUGAAGUGGAAGAAAAACACAAGAGCUCCUACCACAGGCACAGCUACCACCUCCUGCAGCAUGACAGCCAGGAUGCCAGCGCUGAACAAAGUGACCAUGAUGAUGAAGUUGCAAGCUUGGCUUCUACGUCUGGUGGAUUUAGUGCCAAAGCAGCUGCACAGCGCCUGCCUGUGAAGGACUGGAAAGCCAAAGUGUCGCCUCGAGCCUCCCCAAAGCUAAAGAGGAAGGGGAAGAAAGAUGAUGGGGAUGUGCAACAGUCCCCAAGAUCCUUUGAUCAGCAGGUCGCUCCUGAGUACCAGGAUGAGCUGUUGUCUCUUCUGAGGACCCAGCAGAGGGAGAUUGUUGAACUGAGACAGAACCAGAUGGAACUCAUGCAGAGGCUCACCGACCACCUGGAUGCUGUGCAGAGCUCCCUCAUGGGCCACAUUGAGCGAGUGGUGGAUUCCCAGCAAGAGCAGGAGCAGCGGAGGCUGGACCAGGCCUUAGCUGAGGGACAGCAGCGCAGUGGGCAACUGCAGGAGCAUCUGUCCCAGCAGCUUUCCCAGUCCCUCUCCACGGCUGCCUGCAACCGGCUGGAAAGGACCAUCCGCGAGGAGAUGAAAAAGACGGUGCCCCCGUGCGUUUCCAAGACUUUGGAUCCCAUCACUGGGCAGCUGAAUAACACCAUUGCCACUAAGCUGACAGCCAUUGAGGGAACACUGAAGGAGAACGUCACCAAACUGGUGAAAUCAAAGAACCUUACAGAUGCCAUUGCCCGGGCGGCUGCCGAUGCCUUGCAGGGCCCCAUGCAGUCGGCAUACAGGGAGGCGUUCCAGAGUGUGGUGCUUCCUGCUUUUGAGAAGAGCUGUCAAUCAAUGUUCCAGCAGAUCAAUGACACCUUCAAGCAAGGCACACAAGAAUAUAUUCAGCAGCUGGAGAGCCACAUGAAGAGUAAGAAAGCGCGAGAGCAGGAUGCCCGGGACUCUGUGGUGAGCCAGCUGCGGCAGCUGGUCAACAACUUCCAGAGCACAACUGAUCAGCUGGCAGCCACCAUUACGGCCAGCAUGCACUCCGAGGUGCAGCAUCAGCUUCAUGUCAUCGUGGGCAACAUGCAGGAGUCCAUCCUGGCCCAAGUUCAGCGGGUGAUCAAAGGGGAGGUGAGCAUGGCCAUGAAGGAGCAGCAGGCUGCUGUCACCUCCAGCAUCAUGCAGGCCAUGCGCUCUGCUGCCGGCACUCCAAUCCCUGCCACUCACCUCGACUUCCAGUCCCAGCAGGCUCACGUGUUACAGCUGUUGCAGCAGGGGCACCUGAAUCAAGCCUUCCAGCAGGCUCUCACUGCAGCAGAUUUGAACCUAGUCCUCUACGUCUGUGAGACAGUUGACCCUCAGCAAGUGUUUGGGCAGCAUCCUUGCCCACUGUCCCAGCCUGUCCUCUUGUCUCUCAUUCAGCAGCUCUCCUCAGAUUUGGGAGCUCGGACAGAACUGAAACUGAAUUACCUGGAGGAGGCAGUGAUGCAUCUAGACCACAGUGACCCCAUCACCCGCGACCACAUGGGCUCUGUGAUGAACCAAGUGCGGCAGAAGCUCUUCCAGUUCCUGCAGGCAGAGCCUCACAACAGCCUGAGCAAGCCGGCCCGCCGACUCAUGAUCAUGCUUCAAGGCCUGGUCACACCCAGCAUGUCCUAACAAGGCUCGAGCAGCCUCUCCACAAGGGCGUCAUCAUUGCUAACCAAAUGUGGCUUUUUCUUUUCUUUUUCUAAUGCUCUUGCUGGGAAAAUACGUCCGCGCUACAGAUGUGUGGGAUGGAUAGAAGGGUCUGAGCCCCAGCUGUGUUAGCCCCAUAUAAUCCAGUUUUCUGUGUGAGCAGACCAUGGCCCUACCCACCACCUGCCUCUCUUUGUACUGUACAAGUUAGAUGCGCAGACACUAAUCCCAUCUUCCUCCUAUUUUCUAGCUUGGAGCCCCUCCCCAAGAAUUUGAGGGGUUUGGCAGAGCUUGGCCAGCCUUGCCCUUUUGUUUCAGGAGUACCCUGCCAAGGUAGUCAGAGGUCAAAGGUGCCAGCAGGUUGUGAGUCACAGCAGCCAUAGUGAAGUAUUGCCUCCACCUGCGCAGCUUGUGGGUGAGGGAUGAAAAGUUCAUGAAGCCCACCCAUCCUGGGAAGCAGCGUUGGUUCUUUGUGUGGUGGAGCAUGUUCAUGAGUUAGACAACUCCUUUCAUCAUUAUUAUUAUUUUGCUUUUACACCACUUUUUUCCUUUUUAUCUAGACUCUUAAUCUUUCAUUUUUGAAUAAUGUUUAACAAGUUCAAUAAAUGACUUUUUUGGAGGAAAAAAAACCUGCUUCUGUUUCGUUCUGGGCCUGGUGGGGGAGCUCACUCUCUUAGUCAGCGCUGGUCACACUGCAACUGAUGAGUAGGAAACUUUGAGGCCACUGACCCGAUAUGGCCUACAGCACUCCUCCUCACCCUCACCCCUGCAUGCUGCAAUUAGGCCUGAAAGCAGCCUUUGAGCCAAUAGGAAGCUGUUUUCAAGCCUAAUUGCUUUGGGGAGGACCCUUGUGGGGUUGCCUUUAGGCAGGUAAGGGGUAACCCUCUCUGUGUGCUGUGCCUCUGCCAAAAUCCUCCCCAAGUAGUCUUGGAAAAGAAGCUUCAUUGUCCGAGAGGCUGUUCUCAAAUCCAGGGUGGGGACUUGAAGCCUAAUUGCCUCUCCUUAGGGGAUAGUCUCCAAGUUUGAUCGUUGCUGCUGGGUGUGUGUGUGCGUGUGUAAAAGAGAAUUAGUGGGGCAUUGAUAUGUAUGAACAAAUGUACUUAUUGGCAAGCAGCCCCUGGAAGGUUAGCUAUGAAGAAAUGUGACCUUUGGCUGAGAGAUUUAAUCCCCACCAUCACCCAUCCUCAAGGAGGAUUCUGACUCCCUUUUUAUGCCUGAAGCUGCCAAACCAGAGUGAUAUCAGGUAAAUUGGAAAGGCUUUUUUUUUAAGCAAGACUGCUUGUUGAAGGGGCAUUUCCUCCCCCUCUCCCAGUUAUCGCAGCCAGAGGGCCCCUCUCCAUGAACCCUGUUGAAUGUACAAGUCAUUCAUUCAAAGAGAAGCUUCAUCAUGCCAUGUUUAUUUAGUCACAGCCUUAGCUAUUCCUGUUGCCUCUUCCUCAUGGCAUCCCUCAUUACACUGCUAUCAGUUCCACAGUGGGAAGCCUCUGUGACAUCUGACAUGCAUUUUCCUGGAGUGAACCUUCAGCAGUCUUCUUACCCCAGCCCUCCUUUUAAAUCCGUCUCUAUCCUUGUCAGUGUUGUUCUUUAGGGACACAAACCUGAUACAAAACAACCACAGCUAGAAUGUAAUGUACACUUUUGCCGACACUGGAACAUCAAGAAGGAUACAGAUGGCCCAGACUGAGAGGGGAUGCACAGUGUCAAUGGCUGAAAUUUAAUUAAUUCAGCCACACCCCCAAAAUUAAAGUAAACAACUGCAGGUCACCAGCUGUUGGCUCCUUCCUCAGUAUUUCAUUAGUUCAAUGCAUCUCCCCUUUUUGUGACUCUCUAGAGCCCCCAGUUGCUCCCAACCCAAGAAGCAAGAAAGCCAUUUAACAGGCUUUAUAGCUGUGACAAACCAAUGAGAUUAUUCCUGUUGCCAGGGCAUCAAGCUUUUUGUGGGCUAAGGCAGAUGUUGCAGCAUCCAACAUCCCUGGGAUACAUUUUUUUUAAUCACAAGUAGAACAAGAAAGCUGCUGUGGAGAGGGUUUUUCUUUCACCAGAACACAUGGUGCUGUUUGAAUGCUGGAGCGUGCUUUUUUUUCUUGUUCUUCCUACCACUGUCUAAAAUGUGCUUGGGACCACUUUGCAAAUCUGCUUUUCCACCUGCGCACAUGCAGUGUACUCUGAAGCAAUACUUGCUAUGAGUUUCUUAUGGUUUCUUCUGCAACCUGGAAAACCUAACAAGUCAUCAUAUAAACCCAACAGAUCAGUAAUUCCAAAGUUCAAAACAAACUCAUGGGAGCUGUUGAUGUAGAUGAUGCAUGUUUACAUGCACAAUAAAAUUCCACUGUACAUCCUGAAGGUUAAGCCAAUCCUUGUAAGGCCUUAAGAUAGUAUGUAAUCUCAUAUACAGGAUUAUUCCAUUUGUUUUUAUACCAGAGCAUCACAUCUGACUCCUGUAACAUUUUUCAUUUUUGUACAAUAGUUAAAUGCACAGCAACUAGUAAAAAUUUACAAGUUAUUUA